AGGCGUCGAAAAGUAGGUAGUUUGCAUUUUGAUUUCACCUAUAUUUAUUAAAUAUUGUGAUAAAAUUGAUCCCUAGUGAAGCACAUAAUUCAUAUUUGAUUAAUAAAGAAUGUAAGUAACUGAGUAAUUAUCUAAUAACCUAGAAAAUAAGCCUUUAACGUCUAAAUCCGCUAUCAAGUGCUGGUGUUAAUGUCUGCUUUAUUUUUGUUGAUCAUAAAAAAAUGUUGCUCUGGAUAAAAACCCAGUACUAGGAAAUGUGCAGACUAGUAUCGUUCUCAUAACAGAUGCGUAUUGAAUAAGUUCACACGCGUUAAGUGAUCUAGUAUUUAUGACACCAACUAUGGCUACAGAUUAUCAAUAUUAUGUGACUCAUUUUAAUAACUAUUUCAACAUGGAUGCUGAUGAGGGGGAAUCUUCAAGUAGUGGACCAAUUUCAACAUUGAACAGCUUAUUUUCAUUUACCAGUCCUGCCGUGAAGAAACUUUUAGGAUGGAAACAAGGUGACGAGGAAGAAACCUGGGCUGAAAAAGCAGUUGACACACUAGUUAAAAAGUUGAAAAAGAGCAAAGGGGCUAUUGAGGAGCUUGAAAAGGCACUAUCAUGCCCUGGAACACCUAGCAAAUGUGUAACCAUUCCAAGAAGUUUAGAUGGCAGGUUACAGGUAUCACACAGAAAGGGGUUGCCCCAUGUAAUAUACUGCAGAGUUUGGCGAUGGCCAGAUUUACAAAGCCAUCAUGAACUGAAACCAUUGGAAAGUUGCCAGUUUCCAUUUUCUGCUAAACAAAAGGAGGUUUGCAUAAAUCCCUAUCAUUACAAAAGAGUAGAAAGUCCAGUAUUACCACCAGUACUUGUGCCAAGACAUAAUGACUUUGUACCGGGUCAUUCUCUACUUCCGUUUCAACAACUUGCAGAGCCCAAUAUGCCACAUAAUGUUAGAUACUCAUCAAAUGGAUUUAAUGCCUCUCCAUUAAAUCCAGGCUCUCCUCUAUCAAGUGUUGCUAGCCCAGGGAGUGUUACAUCUAACAAUCCACAAUCACCAUAUGCAAAUCUGGCAGAGACUCCUCCACCUGCUUAUAGCCCUACUGAUGACAACAACACAAAUACAAAUAAUAAUGUAAGCCCAGAAUCACCAUUAACAGCAGAUGUUCAGCCUGUUACAUACCAAGAACAACCAUAUUGGGCUUCUAUAGCCUAUUAUGAGCUCAAUUGUAGGGUAGGAGAAGUUUUUCGGUGCCAUUCAACAUCUGUUAUAGUAGAUGGAUUUACAAAUCCAAGCAACAACAGUGACCGUUUCUGCUUGGGACAAUUAAGUAAUGUUAAUAGAAACUCUACUAUAGAAAACACCAGACGGCACAUUGGCCAUGGUGUCCAUCUGUAUUAUGUAAACGGUGAGGUCUAUGCUGAGUGCCUCUCUGAUUCCGCUAUAUUUGUGCAAUCCCGUAAUUGUAAUCAUCAUCAUGGUUUCCAUCCAUCUACUGUAUGCAAAAUACCAGCUGGUUGUUCCUUAAGAAUAUUUAAUAAUGCUGAAUUUGCACAGCUACUUUCUCAGUGUGUAAAUCAUGGUUUUGAAGCUGUAUAUGAACUUACAAAAAUGUGCACAAUACGGAUGAGUUUUGUAAAAGGGUGGGGAGCAGAAUACCAUCGACAAGAUGUAACUAGCACUCCAUGUUGGAUAGAAGUACAUUUAAGUGGGCCUCUUCAAUGGCUGGAUAAAGUUUUGACACAGAUGGGUGCUCCACACAAUGCAAUCAGCUCUGUAUCUUAAGAUUGUGAUUAUGUGAAAAAUCUAUUUGUCCAAAAAAUGCAAAUGAAGAUAAAAACUGAAAAAACUUCUUGUGGAUUAGUAAAAUAUAUCUGCAAAUUGCUCAAAUUAGAAUGAGAGAAAGAAAAAUAUAAAUUAAUUGAAAUCCUAUAAAUAUUCCUUAUAUAUUUGAAAGAAAUUAUAUAAAAAAGUCUGAUUUGGAUUAAGACAAAAGAAAUGAAUUUUCUAAAAUCAAAAUAAGCACAUUAAAUAACAAAUUUAGAAGAAAAUUGUUCUCUUUGUAAGGUAUUGUUUUGUGAAUAUUAAUUGAAUGUACUUUAUUUAUUGAUUUUAAUGAGUCAGUAAAUCUACUCUACUCUCCCUUUUUAUAAAUUUGAAACUUCUUAAACAGUUGGAAAUUCUCUCUUCCUGUAUAUAUAAAUACCAAUUUAAACUGCAUCAAUUUCUUUUCUUUUAGUCUACAACAGAUAUAUCAAGCUUUCAUUCCUCGUAAACCACAUUCAAAAUUUUACUGGUUUUCAACAGGAGUUGAGAGAACUCUUUAUUUAAAAAUAAUUAUUUCAUGUGCUUAUAUAAACUUUAAAAUAGAAUCUGACUAGAUAUGUAUAAUAAACUACAUACUUUAUAAUCUAGUUAAUUGACAUUUACUAAGCUUUCUAUCCUUGAUGAACUGCGUCACAAAAUUGAAGCAUUAUUACAACAAUUACAUUUCAAUUUUUUCAAAUGGACGCCUUUGGGCCGAAAGGAUUGUUUAAAAUAGCUUGAUAAAACAAAUAAUACCAAAUUUUCAAUUAUGAAUUUUGAAAAAUAUGUGAUGUUUCAAUUUUUAAAUCAAUAACUCAAAAGUGUUGAAUGAGAAUUGAGGUCAGGACUUUUUAAACGUGUUCUUAACCAUUUUAACUCACAUCUACCAAAGUACAAAGAAAAUUGACGAUAAAUAUCAUAAAAUUAUAUUUUAUGGAAUUUUGUCAACUUAUAAUUCUGUAUAAAUUGCGAAAAAUUCAGUUGUUUAUAUACUCAACUAAACCUUUCGCAAUUUUAUAAAAUAUGUAUUAAUUUUAUGGCGCAGUGUAUAUCAAAAACUGAUUAAUAUUGUAUAUGGAACAUGCUAUUUGAUAAUUGUAGGAAAAUGAACUGUAAUGGUGAAUUUUUUUAAAUUCCAAUAUACUAAUGUACGGGAAGUUUUUGAGUAAUUUAGUUGAUUCUAUGUUACUAGUGAUCUCUAUAAUUUUAGUAGGUACGUACUAGAUACAUACCCUUUAAAACAAAUGGUGAAGUUUCUUUUUUUUUUGGUAUAUAAAACGUUUGUUAUGAAAAAAAAUACAUAAAUUAUUUAAAUUCAGAUAAUAUGUUGCUACUUGCUGUCAAUAUACAGCAAUAUGAUUUGAUAACAAACUAUCCACAUAUUGCCUUCUUGCUAACACAUUUUAUACAAUAAAAUAAAUCUUGAUUAUGUUUUGAAAAGUACCCUUAUCAUAAGACAUCCUUUUUUUUAUAUAAAAUGUUGUGAGAAAUAUAAUAUUAAUAGUU
Diorhabda sublineata is the source of this 3292-nucleotide messenger RNA. It is a transcript of the gene Mad, whose product is annotated as protein mothers against dpp. Gene Ontology annotation, molecular function: I-SMAD binding; DNA-binding transcription factor activity, RNA polymerase II-specific; RNA polymerase II cis-regulatory region sequence-specific DNA binding. The coding region runs from base 329 to 1765 and encodes 478 amino acids. Gene Ontology annotation, biological process: regulation of transcription by RNA polymerase II; transforming growth factor beta receptor signaling pathway; anatomical structure morphogenesis. The transcript has 3 exons. Gene Ontology annotation, cellular component: heteromeric SMAD protein complex. The record is from RefSeq and is a predicted model, not a curated record. NCBI's taxonomy places the organism in Eukaryota, Metazoa, Arthropoda, Insecta, Coleoptera, Chrysomelidae.